AAAUAGUUUCCUGUGGCAAAAAAAUACAAUGUAAAUAGAAAACAAUAAAAAAAAGUAUUUAUGUGAUAAGAAGUUUUUGCUUAACUACCGCAUUAGACGAGCUACCAAAAUUCUACGCUAUGUAUUCAAAAUUUAUAUUCCUGUUUUUUCUAAUUGCUGUGGGUAAAACUCAAGCAGAAAGUUGUAGUUCCGAAGUCAUUGCAACACGAGGACGAGAAUGCAUUGAAAGUUUUCUCGAAAUGCCUAUUAAUGAACGAUCAGAAGCCGAAGCAUGCCAAAUAGCGAGGACAACUAAAAACUGUUUGAGAACACUCGCUGAAGAUUGUCUAGACGAGAGUGAUAGAACUCAUCUAGACGCUGCAAUUCAGGAAAUCGAUGCCUUAACCGAAAAUUGCCGAGAAACAGAAACAAAUGAGAUUGAUGAUGAGACAAAUGAUGUUUGUGUACAGGACAAUAAAGAUUACAUACUGGGUUGCCUUAGAGAAAAUCAAAUGAGGGCAUUGUCACACUUUUCUCGUCAAAGAAAUCCAAAUGAAAAUGAUGUCAAGUGCACGGUAUACAACUGGAUUUCUGAUUGUGUGAUUGAGCGAGUAAUCGAAAAAUGUGGUGCUGGCGCAGGUGAUGAAAUGCGAGAAGAGUUGAACAAUCCUCCAACAGAAAUAAAAGAAGCUUGUCUUGCUGUAAAUCGACCUCUACAACUUUGAGAUCUCCGAUUUUAAAAUGUUCUUUCUGUAGGAAAUAGGGACUCGAAGUUAGAUUUUUUUGGGUUAAUAUAUGUUAUUUUUCUAUUGUAUCUCUCUUAUGUAUGAAAAACAGUAUCUAUUUGUGCCAAACAAACUUAAAUGUAUAAUAAAUUUCUAAAACAUUAAAAAAAUAGUUGCCCA
This is a messenger RNA of Parasteatoda tepidariorum (common house spider), 884 nucleotides long. RefSeq lists its product as uncharacterized. The record is from RefSeq and is a predicted model, not a curated record. NCBI's taxonomy places the organism in Eukaryota, Metazoa, Arthropoda, Arachnida, Araneae, Theridiidae.